This is a messenger RNA of Anguilla rostrata (American eel), 1989 nucleotides long. RefSeq names its product olfactory receptor 6K3-like. Gene Ontology annotation, molecular function: G protein-coupled receptor activity; olfactory receptor activity. Gene Ontology annotation, cellular component: membrane. Gene Ontology annotation, biological process: G protein-coupled receptor signaling pathway. The transcript has 2 exons. Bases 1 to 1005 code for a protein of 334 amino acids. The record is from RefSeq and is a predicted model, not a curated record. Lineage: Eukaryota; Metazoa; Chordata; Actinopteri; Anguilliformes; Anguillidae.
AUGAGAGCACGAGGAGCCAACGGAACAACCGUAGAGAAUGUCAGUCAACAGUUGGACGACAACCAAAGCCACUUCCAACAGUUCCUCAUUCUUGGGGGAGAGCUGGGGCUCAAAUACUUCUACACGGAGCUCUCGGUUUUCCUCCUGGUGAUCUACCUCCUCAUAGUCAUUGGUAACAGCGUGGUUUUCAUUGCGGUGGUGCUGGAGACCAAGCUGCACACGCCCAUGUACAUUUUCCUCGGCAAUCUCUCCGUAACAGACAUCGUUAUUACGACCAGCGUUCUCCCCAAGUUCAUAUCCGUGGGCUUCCUGAAUGACAUCGCCAUUUCCUACUCGGGGUGCUUCCUGCAGCUGAUCACUUAUUUGGGAUUUCAGGCCUCAGAGGGCGUUUUGCUCGCUGUCAUGGCUUAUGACCGCUACGUGGCCAUUUGCAAUCCUCUGCGCUACAACGAUAUCAUCACUCCCCGGGUGUGUGCUCUGCUUGCGGUCUCUACUUGCAUUACAGGAAUUUUAAUACCCCUUCCAAUCGUAAUCCUAUCAGGAAUGUUACCGUACUGUGGGAACCACAUCAUGUUCUGGUUUUGUGAUUUCCCUCCUGUCAUCGCACUGUCCUGUUCGGACACAACCCCCCUGCUCUUCCUAGCUCUCGCGAAUGCUGUAGCGGUAAUGGGCGUCACUGGAAUUGUCAUUAUUUGGACAUACAGUCGAAUAAUUUUCACAGUUUGUAAAAUUAAAUCUGAAGACGGCCGUAAAAAAGCCUUCUCCACCUGCUCCUCCCAUCUCAGCAUUGUAAUCAUGUUCUAUUCUGCACACCUGUGCGUCUACAUUAGUUCCACCGUAAGAAAUGUUAAUCCGAACGUUCUCAUCUUGAUCUCCAUCAUGAACUGUUUACUGACUCCGUUUGCGAACCCCAUCAUUUACAGCUUGAGAAACAAAGAGCUGAAGACCGCUAUUCAAAAACACUUCAACAUCAGACAGGUUUUCUCUCGUUUACAUCCCCUGUAAAUUCUCCAGUGAGUGUUUUCUUUGUUCUUUCAUGUUUACAUGCAUGCUGUGAAACACAUCUGGUCGUGUUUUAUUUCAUUUAUGACAUGUUUAUUUUUAUCACCAUGUAGUAGUGUUUUCAGCUACGUAUCAUUAUUGUUAUUAUUAUUAUUAUUAUUAUUAUUAUUAUUAUUAUUAUUAUUAUUAAUUGUUGUUGUUGUUCUUGUUUUUCUUGUUGUUCUUGCAGAUGUACUGGAAAAUGCAAAAACUGAAAAAAAAGCUAAAAAAGCUAGCCAGUCUUGAUGACUAAUAUAGAUCCUGGCUGUUGUUCACUGCAUAGGUAGUGCUUAUGGGGAGCUGGUAUCUGAACUGCCUGGCUGAAAUGACAAUUUUGUUAAUGGUGACACAUCGGUGAAAAACUGGGAAAAUCUACCAAGCCGAGCCAACAUUUAAAGUCAUGGAUGGGACUGUAGUUUAUUUAUUGAGGCAGAUAUUGGGUGACUGCUCAUGUUUUUUUCUUCUUCUUCUUCUUCUUCUUCUUCUUCUUCUUCUUUCGCAAUCAAAGAGAGCGUCUCUGUAUUUUUGGUCGAAUACUGGGGAGGGCAAUGCAUUCUUUUUUUUCCCCAAAAAAACUAUCCAUAGCAUGCAAUUUUCUGUUACAAUGCUUCACCCACUACUGGUACCGCAUCACUUGUUCUCUGGCUUAUCACUGGAUUUUAUUCCCAGUUGGAAAUGGGACUUUUUAAAUGCUUAAGACAAAUGUUUCAUUGUAGGAGACUUGACCUGGUUUUAUUCUGAUAUGCCAGGGAACGUGCUUACUACCAAUCAGUAUGGUCGUCCAUUAAAGUCAUCAUCAAAUGGUAACUUCAGACUCCUGUUCAAUCUAUUUCCUUUGUGAACUGUUUAAACAUCAGCUGUCCAUAGAUGACAAAGUGUUUCAAUAUCUUUCAUAUCUUCAUAAUAUCUAUUAUUUCAAUAAUAAUAAUAAUAAUACAUUAAAAUACA